AUGUCCAACUUGCCCAUGGAGCCGGAGUUCGAGCAGGCCUAUAAAGAGCUUGCCUGGACGCUCGAGAACUCGACCAUCUUCCAAAAGCAUCCGGAAUACAGGAAGGCAUUGCUUGUUGCCUCUAUUCCAGAGCGAAUAAUCCAGUUCCGUGUCACAUGGGAAGAUGACAAGGGCCAGCUGCAAGUCAACCGGGGCUACCGAGUGCAGUUCAACUCGGCCUUGGGUCCGUACAAGGGCGGCCUGCGAUUUCAUCCAACAGUGAACUUGUCCAUCUUGAAAUUCCUGGGUUUCGAGCAGAUCUUCAAGAAUGCUCUUACAGGCCUGAACAUGGGCGGUGGCAAAGGAGGCGCCGACUUCGAUCCAAAGGGAAAAUCAGACAACGAGAUUCGGAAGUUCUGCAGUGCUUUCAUGAUGGAGCUAAGCAAGCACAUUGGCGCUGACGUUGAUGUGCCUGCUGGUGAUAUCGGAGUUGGCGGUCGUGAGAUCGGGUUCCUCUUCGGCGCAUACAAAAGACAGAGACACAUCUGGGAAGGUGUGCUGACCGGAAAGGGAAACAGCUGGGGAGGAAGCUUGAUCCGACCAGAGGCAACUGGAUACGGCCUUGUUUAUUAUGUCCAGCAUAUGAUCAAGCACGCCACGAAUGGCAUGGAAAGCUUCGCAGGCAAACGAGUAACUAUAUCUGGAUCCGGAAACGUAGCUCAAUAUGCCGCCCUCAAGGUCAUCGAGUUUGGCGGCACAGUCGUCUCUCUUAGCGACAGCAAGGGCAGUUUUAUAGUCCGGGAUGGUGAGAAUUCCUCCAUCACACCGGAGGAGAUCCGCUUGAUCAUGGCACUCAAGGACGAGAGGAAGCCGCUAUCCGGAAUCGCCAGCCAUGAGGCUUUUGCCAACCGAUGCGAGUACAUCGAGGGUGCAAGACCAUGGGUUCACGUUGGCAAGGUGGAUGUUGUGCUUCCAUGCGCGACUCAAAACGAAAUCUCAGGUGAAGAGGCCAAAGUGCUUGUUGCCAACGGUGCACGCUUUAUCGCCGAAGGAUCUAACAUGGGCUGCACGUUGGACGCCAUCGAACACUUCGAGGCGCACAGAAAUGAGCAUAAGCGUGAUCAGGGCGCAGUGUGGUACGCGCCCGGAAAAGCAGCAAAUGCGGGAGGAGUGGCAGUGAGCGGAUUGGAGAUGGCUCAGAACUCCCAGAGACUGACAUGGAGCGCAGAGGAAGUGGACGGGAAGUUGCAGGCAAUCAUGAAGGAAUGUUUUGAGACUGGAUUACGGACAGCAAAGGAGUACACGGAGGUGGAUGAUGACAAGCUUCCUUCACUGGUAGCAGGAAGCAACAUUGCCGGUUUCAUCAAAGUAUCUGAAGCCAUGCGAGACCACGGUGAUUGGUUCUGA
Molecule: messenger RNA, 1386 nt
Organism: Nannizzia gypsea CBS 118893
Lineage: Eukaryota; Fungi; Ascomycota; Eurotiomycetes; Onygenales; Arthrodermataceae
Product: NADP-specific glutamate dehydrogenase
Exons: 6
Coding region: 1-1386 (461 amino acids)
Cellular component (GO): cytosol
Molecular function (GO): L-glutamate dehydrogenase (NADP+) activity
Source: RefSeq, a predicted model, not a curated record